Messenger RNA from Phalacrocorax carbo (great cormorant), 2929 nucleotides. The record is from RefSeq and is a predicted model, not a curated record. Lineage: Eukaryota; Metazoa; Chordata; Aves; Suliformes; Phalacrocoracidae.
ACUGGUGGCCAGUGCCUCUGCUGCGCCUCCCCACUCUUUUUUUUCUGGCAGUGGGGACAGAAAGGGGGGCUCCUGGUGAAAAGCAGAGCCAGGCGGGCAGUCACCAUCCAUCACAAGGUGGCGAUGUCAGUCUCCACAGGCAGGCACCAAGCUAUCCAUCCAGGCUUGCAGAAGGGCGGGCUGUCCACUGGGGCCUGCAAAAAACACCUUCGCUGCUUGCAGAGGGGAUGGGUGAGCCGAACCCCAGGAGGGUGGCCAGGGCCAGGAGCGAGCGUCGCGGUGGCACUGGCCACAUGAGUGCUGGGUGGCCCCACGGGUGCUGGGCUGCCCCUGCACACUGCCAGCACUCAUUGUGCACCCGCUCUUAUUAUAGCCCCAUUCUUCCUCUGCUUCCUGAGGGCGCAUGAAGCACUGCUCAGCUGCCGGCUAUAUGUUGUGCUGAGAUCACAUAAACAUGUAGUGAGAGGAGCCCAAAGGUGUGCCGCUGGGCUUGGGGCGCGCUGAGGCCCGAGCUGUAGCCCCCCACCUCUGCUAUCCGGUGGCCCCAAACAGCCCUGCCCCAGGGAACGCCUGCCUUUAGCUCGGGUGCAAUAGGGAGAGCAAAUUUUAGUUUGCAGCAGCUGUGGUGUCCUCUCUGUGUGUUGCCCAGCUUCUGGGCUCGGGGGCUCUGCUCUCACAGGCCCCUGAAAUGCCCUGGGGUGCUCAGGGCAUGGCACCAUCCCAGAAAGAUGCUGGCAGAGAGAACAGCCCAACUGCUGGCAGCAGGUCCAAGGUUACCCCGAGCAAGGGCUGCAGACACCGAGGCAAGGAGGAACUGCCAUUGGGCAACACACAGGGGCUGGUCACGCUCUGUGGCGGCACUGGGUGCUGCUGGGACCGUUGGACAUGCCAGAAGCUUCGGCGGGGGGGAUUGCAGCUUGGCAAGGUCCUGGGGGGGCUGUAAAAUGCCUCCUGUCUGAUUUUGCAAUUCUGCUUUGUGCUCCUUGCUGCUGUGAAGCUCCCUUUGUGCAGCCUGCUGCUGAUCAGCCCCCGAAUGCUGAGCGUGGCGGCUGUUUGACAAAGCUGGGAUCAGGGAGGCUCUGAGCAUGAGGGGAGAUUGUGUUUGGAGGAUCAGCAAACUAAUCCAGGGAACGAAAUCACUGACAGAGCCUGUGGUGCGCUGUACCUUACUGUGUGCUUGCAGUGGCCAGGCACCUGCGUUGGGAGAUCGAAGUGUAGCAUGGGAAAGUACCCCAAUUCUGGGAGGGCUGUCUGCACAGCCCCAGCCGCUGGCCGCAGAAACCUGCCUGGUCCCUGGGGCGCUUGGUGGAGGAGGGUACACAGAGCCCACGGUGCUGCCAUCCCUGGCACGUGGCACGUGGGGGGCACACGGAGCCGUUUCACAGCCCCGCGCUGCCAGUCCUGCUGCCCUCAUGGUCACCAGUCACCUGCAGGAUCCACGGUUUGGAUGGAGGCGCUGAUCAUGUCCAAAACCAUCCCCUGCACAAGACCGAGAGCCGCCAGGAGCUCAGCGUGUUCCGGGCAGUUCCCGCAAAGGGCUGGUGCGUGCACAAGGACGGGCCGGGCUCCAGCCAGGAGGCACAUGCGGCAGGUAAUCCAAACUUGCGUCACGGUAGUGCAUUUUUGCGGGGCGACGGGGCCGUAUUUGAGCAGAGCCCCUCGCCCGUGCGCGUUUUGCGGGAACCCACGUGGCAAAAAAGGCACGUCGUGGGCACAUGGACCACGGGGAUGCGCGUGGCGGGAACGAGGAUUGCUGAAACGUGCGUGGUGGGAACCGUGCACGGCGGGAGCAGCCUGGGCGCGGGCUUCUCAUCGCCCACGGCCCGGGGAAACCGUGCCUGCAGCUCCCCACGCCUCGCUUUGCUCCAGCUCCGGCGGGGAGCCGGGGCUGCCGGGGCGGGGUUUGCGGGCAGGGCUGCUCCCGGCCGCUCAGCCCAGCCUAGCCCAGCCCAGCCCAGCCUAGCCCAGCCCAUCCCCGCUCCCGGCCAUGGCCCGGCGGAGCCUUCCCGGCCCCGCGGAGCGGCUGCCGGAUGCCCCCCUUCCAGUGGUGCAACGGGUGCUCCUGCAGUCUGGGGCUGAUUUAUACCAGUAGACGCUGCACGAUGCCUCCCAUCACAUUCCAGGACCUGCCACUGAACAUCUACAUGGUCAUUUUUGGCACCGGUAUCUUUGUCUUCGUGCUCAGCCUCAUCUUCUGCUGCUACUUCAUCAGCAAACUGCGGCACCAGGCUCAGAGCGAGAGGUUCGGGUACAAGGAGGUGGUUUUGAAGGGCGAUGCCCGGAGGCUGAACGUGCAUGGGCAGACCUGUGCCGUCUGCCUGGAAGAUUUUAAGGUGAAGGAGGAGCUGGGGGUGCUGCCGUGCCAGCACGCCUUCCACAGAAAGUGCCUGGUGAAGUGGCUGGAGGUGCGCUGCGUUUGCCCCAUGUGCAACAAGCCCAUGGCGGGUCCGGCGCAACCCCGCGCCGGCAUCGGCACCCUCCUGGAUGAGCUGGUGUGAGCAGCCCCGCUCCUCGUCGGCCAGAUCCCGCCGGGGCCGCGGCGGCUCCGCAGCGUCCCCCGCACGCGGCAUCGCCCAUCCCCGCGUGUCCCAGGGGGAUCCAGCGGUUCGUCUCGAAGGAUUCGGCAUUUCCAAGCUGGGAUUUUUAUCUUGCAGGUCGCGGCUUCGGUUUUGGGGUGGGGGCGGGUUUGUUCGGUUGGGUUUUUUUACGUCGACCCAGUUGCGCCCCACGGGGUCGGUGUGGGGCCGGCGCCGCCCGGGGUUGCCCGUGAGAAGCGGAACCCCAUGGCGCAGGCGGGGGCCGCGGCCUCCACUUUUCCUGCACAGAGUAUUUUUGUACCUGACCCCCUCCGGGCCCCGCGGCCCCGCGCAGGGGAGGGGGAAUGUACAGUUUUGUGUAAAACAACCAUUAAAUGGACAAUUUCUCAGCC